Messenger RNA from Dibothriocephalus latus, 948 nucleotides. NCBI's taxonomy places the organism in Eukaryota, Metazoa, Platyhelminthes, Cestoda, Diphyllobothriidea, Diphyllobothriidae. The record is from the annotation of a GenBank genome assembly.
AUGGGCUCAAUCAAUUGCACUGAUUACGAGAUUUACUCGCUGGAGUUUGGUCCCGGCGCUCUUGAAGCUGCCUUAAAAGUCGAAGCGUUCACUACGAUUCUUGGCGGCACUAAAGGAGGAGAUAAGGAAAAGAGACUGUCUUCCCAGUUCAUUGGCCGUUUUUUCAAACGCUUUAAGAAUUUAGAGGAAGAAAGCUUUAACUGUCUGCUUGAUCUCUGUGAUGACCCAGACGUUGCCAUACGUAAACAAGCCGUUCAAGAUUUACAAUCAAUAUGCAAACAGGAGCCGGCCUUUACGUCUCGCGUCGCCGACGUCCUCGUGCAGAUGCUGGCUACCGACGACCAUUCUAAAAAUGUGACUGCCGGUGCCUUCUUAAAGUACACACUGGAAAAAGUUAUACCCUACUUCGAACCCAUCAGUAGCGAGCUUGACCGACGUGGCAUUCUCCGUGUAUUAACAGAGUUUUCUAUGCACCCGGGCGAUGCCUUUUUGUCAUGUUCCGAGACUGAAGGGGUUCAGCUUUUAUGCCCCUUGCAUUCGUUACUGCUGAGUUCUUUGCCAACGGUGCCCGAGGAUCCAUUACUUGCUCUUUCAUCUACCGUUGAACCGAAUGCUGGAUCUGGAGAGUGUCAGUCGACGAAGAGUUUAAUCCCCGAACAAGUAUCUAACUUGAACAUUCUCGAAAUCGAAUGUCUGCUUUUCUCUAUUGUUAAUCUAUCAAAGUUACUACCCAGUUUUCUGGAUUUCACUGACCCUUCAAGUGGCGAUUCUGCGAGCAUCCCUGAAGCUGCCAGCCGUGUUCGAAAUCUGCGACCAAAAUUGCAGUAUUUGGCUCGUCUUAUACAAUUGCACCGCCGGAAUAUAUUAUCCUCUACAGAAGAACUACUGAAGCUAGAAGAAAUUGCGCAGGAAUCUGUAGCAGAGGAAGCAAAACAGGUAACUCAGUGA